AAUAAGCCGGACUUCCAACAUCGUCCCUUCUUUACGGGGUCCGCCGGUAUGUAUUAUUCCUAAAUGGCCGCGUUAAUCUGUCUAAAAUUUAAAUAUAGAUGAGCAACAUUUCUCCGGAAUUUACUCUGCAAAGUUUGAUUUCCGCCAGACGGGAUGUCUUUGAUGGGUCCACUGAUUCCACUGAAAGGGCGUGUCCAGAUACUCACCGGCAGUGGAAGAUCCUGGAAUCAAUCUAUAUGAAAUUAUAAUGUUCUAGCAAUCUUCCAUGGCUUAUAUUGCGAUAUGGCGAUGCUACACUCCACAUUAGGUUUGGAGGAGUCGAAAUUACCGCUGAUGUAUUCACAUGGGUAGUAUGAUGAAAUGGCUCUAGAGCUGAUGAAAAGGAAAGGGAGUCUUUCCUUAUAAAAGGUCCAGCCAAGCCAAGUUGUUUUUGUAGUUCAUCAUCAUUCGCACAGGUUUGCAGUUCAUUCAUUCAUUCAUUCAUUCAUUCAUUCAUUCAUUCAUUCGCUCAUUCAAUUCUUCGUUCGUUUUCAAAGCAAGCAAAUUCAAACUUCCCACUUUUUAACCGUCUUUACUCUUGACAAUAUCAUCCAUCACCUACUAUCAAUAUGAAGUACUCCAUCGUUUUCGCCACCCUUCUUGCGGGCUCUGCCAUUGCUGCACCAGCAACCAAGCUCAACGCUAAACAAAGACUUGCUCGACGCAAUGCUGCUCGCGCAGAAGACGAUUACAAUGUCAGCUGGGCUGGUGCCGUUCUUACUGGUGCUACAUACACCGGUGUUUCCGCUUCUUUCGCCAUUCCUAAACCCGCAGUUGGAACAACAGGCGAGACCUCCGCUUCGGAUUUCACCGCUUCUACCUGGGUCGGUAUCGAUGGAUACAAUUGUGACAAUCUCUGGCAAGCAGGUGUAGAUUCCACAAUUGAGAAAGCUACCGGUGCAAUUUCAUACUAUGCUUGGUAUGAAUGGUAUCCUGCCAAUACUCAAGUCAUUGACCUAGGAACUCUCAAAGCUGAAGAUGUAAGUUGUUUCUCCAUCACAAAAUCUCGACUCCAGACUGAAACUAACAAACCACAGAUCAUCUCGGUAAACCUCACCACCAGCGGCUUCAACAAGGGAACCGUCGUCAUGGAAAAUAAAUCCACCGGCAAAUCCUACACCAAAACCGUCUCCUCAACCGACACCCUCUGUGGUGUUAGUGCUGAAUGGAUCAUGGAAGAUUUAAGCAUCGAUACCAAAACCGAGGGUCUCGCAAACUAUGGAAGCGUUGUCUUCACCGAUGCAAUUGCUACUACCUCCUCCAAGAAAAUCAGUCCAUCUGGUUCGAACAUCAUGGAUAUCGAGACUACCUCCAAUGCUAAGUUGACCAAGACUACUGUUACUGAUAAGUCGGUUACCGUUGCUUAUGUUUAGAGUGUUUGGUCAAGUGUGGGGAUUGUUGAUUAUUAGCUGGGGAUUUCAGUGUAGAAGUUUGAUUCUUUUUGUACAUAUAGUUUUCAUACCGUUUGUGUGUGUAUAUCGGAGCAAUCUUAUAAUAUUUACAUACCAUUGAUAUCUUUCUG
This is a messenger RNA of Sclerotinia trifoliorum, 1561 nucleotides long. NCBI's taxonomy places the organism in Eukaryota, Fungi, Ascomycota, Leotiomycetes, Helotiales, Sclerotiniaceae. The record is from the annotation of a GenBank genome assembly.